Molecule: messenger RNA, 3115 nt
Organism: Tachysurus vachellii
Lineage: Eukaryota; Metazoa; Chordata; Actinopteri; Siluriformes; Bagridae
Product: short transient receptor potential channel 7-like
Exons: 12
Coding region: 1-2700 (899 amino acids)
Biological process (GO): manganese ion transport; regulation of cytosolic calcium ion concentration; calcium ion transmembrane transport
Cellular component (GO): membrane; cation channel complex
Molecular function (GO): store-operated calcium channel activity; protein binding; inositol 1,4,5 trisphosphate binding
Source: RefSeq, a predicted model, not a curated record
AUGUCGCGUGGAUGUUCGGAGCUCCAAACGGCACCCGGCAGACCGGAGUUGCUUCUCCUCCAUGCGCUUCCGUUAAGUGGACAGGUGGAGUUCGAGUGCAGCGACUGCGGUGAUCAGCUGCCGGUUCACCCGAUUCAUCAUCACGAGCACUUUAUGGAUACACAUCACACGUUUGAAGCCAUGCAGCGCAGACACACGACGCUGAGGGAGAAAGGUCGCAGGGGGCCGGCGUAUAUGUUCAGCGAGCGCGAUAAAAGUGUCACGGCUGAAGAGGAGCGCUUCCUGGAUGCUGCUGAGUAUGGUAACAUCCCGGUUGUCCGGAAGAUGCUCGAAGACUCUGAGACGCUCAAUGUGAACUGUGUGGACUACAUGGGCCAGAAUGCUCUGCAGCUUGCCGUGGCCAACGAGCACCUGGAAGUGACCGAGCUGCUCCUGAAGAAGGAAGGUCUAGCCCGAGUGGGUGAUGCCUUGCUCCUGGCUAUCAGUAAAGGCUAUGUGCGCAUUGUGGAGGCCAUUUUGGCACAUCCGGCUUUCGAAGGUGGCCUCCGCUUUGCCCCAAGUAUCUUGGAACGUGAACAAAAAAAUGAUGACGACUUCUACGCAUACGAUGAGGACGGAACACGGUUCUCACGCGACGUGACACCAGUGAUCCUGGCUGCUCAGUGUCAGGAGUAUGAGAUUAUACACACCCUGCUGGUCAAGGGUGCACGUAUUGAAAAGCCUCACGAUCACUUCUGCAAGUGUGCUGAGUGUGCCGAGAAGCAGAGGCAAGACUCAUUCAGCCACUCUCGCUCACGCAUGAACGCCUACAAAGGCCUGGCCAGUGCUGCCUACCUCUGCCUUUCCAGUGAAGAUCCUGUGCUGACCGCCUUGGAGCUCAGCAACGAGCUUACCCAACUUGCCAACAUCGAAACUGAGUUUAAGAACGACUACAGAAAGUUGUCCAUGCAGUGUAAAGACUUUGUGGUCGGGGUGUUGGAUUUGUGUCGGAACACGGAGGAAGUCGAAGCCAUUCUGAACGGAAACGUGGACCAUAAAGUGCCCCAGGGUGACAACAGCAGACCGUGCCUGAGCCGGGUAAAACUGGCCAUCAGGUUUGAGGUCAAAAAGUUUGUGGCUCAUCCGAACUGUCAGCAGCAACUCCUGACACUGUGGUAUGAAAAUCUGUCGGGUUUGAGGCAGCAGUCUAUUGGAGUGAAAUGUUUAACGGUUCUUGGGGUGAUGGCGACUCUGCCCUUCUUGGCCAUCGCAUACUGGGUCAUGCCGUACAGCAAGCUGGGUCAGGUUCUACGCAGUCCUUUCAUGAAAUUCGUGGCCCAUGCGGUGUCCUUCACAACUUUCCUGUGCCUGCUGGUGCUCAAUGCAUCCGAUCGCUUUGAUGGAGUCAAAAAUCUGCCCAAUGAAACGAUCACUGAUCACCCGCGGCAGGUGUUCCGGGUCAAAACUACCCGCUUCUCCUGGACUGAGAUGCUAAUAAUGAAAUGGGUGCUUGGAAUGAUCUGGUCAGAGUGUAAAGAAAUUUGGGAGGACGGGUUACGUGAGUAUGUCACGCAACUCUGGAACAUUUUGGACUUCGGCAUGCUGUCCAUCUUCGUGGCGUCAUUCACAGCUAGGUUCAUGGCAUUUCUGCAGGCCUCUCGUGCACAGCUGUACGUCGACCAAUACGUGACGAGCUCGGACCUGAGCAACGCCUCGCUUCCUGAUGAAGUGGCCUACUAUACUUAUGCGAGGAACCGGUGGCUUCCAUCUGACCCCCAGAUCAUCUCUGAAGGUCUCUACUCUAUUGCCGUGGUCCUGAGUUUCUCACGCAUCGCUUACAUCCUGCCAGCCAAUGAAAGCUUCGGACCUUUACAGAUCUCGCUGGGCCGCACAGUAAAGGACAUUUUUAAAUUCAUGGUCAUCUUCAUCAUGGUCUUCCUUGCGUUCAUGAUCGGCAUGUUCAACCUGUACUCUUACUACCUGGGGGCCAAGUAUAACCCUGCAUUCACCACGAUAGAAGAAAGCUUCAAGACACUGUUCUGGUCCAUCUUUGGUUUGAGCGAGGUGAUGUCUGUGGUGUUAAAGUACGAUCAUAAGUUCAUUGAGAACAUCGGCUACGUUCUGUACGGUGUCUACAAUGUUAUGAUGGUGAUCGUGCUGCUCAACAUGCUGAUUGCCAUGAUGAACCACUCCUACCAGGAGAUCGAGGAGGAUGCAGAUGUCGAGUGGAAGUUUGCCCGUGCUAAGCUUUGGCUCUCGUACUUUGAUGAAGGCAGGACUCUUCCUCCUCCUUUCAAUCUGGUGCCCAGUCCAAAGUCCUUCUAUUACAUGGGCCUUCGCACAAGAUCUUGUCUCGUCAGGCUGUGCAAAGCUAAAGGUCUUCAUGGAAGUCAGCAAGACAUGGACACUCCAAAUUCUCGACCUAAGCUCCACAGGUAUCGACUGUGCCUCAGUCAAGAUGAAUAUGCAAUGAGAAAUUCUAUCAAACACCCAAGCAGAUACCAGAAGAUCAUGAAGCGUCUCAUUAAGCGAUACGUCCUGAAGGCCCAAACUGACAGUGAAAAUGACGAGGUCAAUGAAGGUGAGCUGAAGGAGAUAAAGCAGGACAUCUCCAGCCUACGCUACGAACUUUUGGAGGAAAAAUCUCAGGUCACGGCAGAACUCGCCGAUCUCAUCCAGCAGCUGGGUGAUAGACUUUGUAAAUCAACCAAGAAACCCUGAAGGAAAGUAUUUUCUACCAACGAGAACUUAAGAAAAGAACCUUCACCUAAGGAGCCCUGAAGAACCUUCAACUAAGGAGCCCUGAAGAACAUUAACCAAUAAAAUAGAGCUAACUGAAAGAAAUUUCAAUGAACAUCACUAACUGUACAUCUACAUUUACUAGACGACAUUCAAGUAAAUGAAUGAGGGAAAAUUUGGAAGUUUAGAAAUGAUAGCGCUAUAAGUGUGUGCUCUUAAGUCUGAUAUUAUGCAGUUUCUCCAUCAAUAUGUUGUUUUGUUAAUGAUUUUAUUUAUUUAUUUAUUUGAAAAAUUCCUAAAUUUCAUAUCCUGCUAUUAUCCAGUAUCAAUAAGUCCAUUUUUUUUUCAUCUCCUUUUGAUUUAUUGAAGUUACAUCUCACACGGGGACCUGUAUAAU